GACGACGACCGGGCCACUCCUCCUGCCAUUUCCCCGAGCUGCUGUCAUCUCUCGUAUUUGAUGGACGAGCGGCUGCUGCUUCAGCUGGAUGAGCACGAAGCGAAGCUGGGGAAGGUGCUGGCGCAACAAGAGAGCAUGUUGCAGUCAGCGAUUCUGGAAAGCUUUGACCAAAUGCGUCACGACUUGAAAGCGGUGCAAAGGCUGCAUCCCGAGCCGGCUCCAGAGAGCCUCUCAGAGCUGAACUUGCUGAGCCAGCUGAAUGGCACUUGGCAGCCACAUGCCUCGGGCGAUGAUCCCCCGGCUAUGUCACCGGUUCCGAGUCUUCCGAGUGAGCAUCCAAUCUCGCAGUCCAUGGUGGUUACAUUCCCACCAGAAGUUGAUUCGCCUGGUUCCGUAUCAUCAGGACAUGAGGUGGACGCAGCAAACGUCUUCCGAAACGUGACAGACCUCACGUUGGCAACAGAACACGAGCAGAAUUGCAUCUCGCUGCGAUGGAUCCGGCUCCUGGACUACAUUGCUGCAGCUCUUGUCGUCCUGCAUACAAUCGCGUUGAUCUUCGAGCUGGAGCUGGAAGGAAGAGCAGCGCAUGUUGACAUGACGUCCAGUGGGCCACUUUCGACAGACAAUCUGCGGCCGUACUUUCGCGCCGUGGAUGGCACUUUCGAUGUUCUCUUCAUAUGCGAGCUCCUUUGUCGAGUGGCCGUGGAAAGAGGCAGCUUUCGGCACAGCUUCGCAAACCUGUUCGAUUCCUUGCUGUGCAUGUUUGCAGCCUUCGAUCUGUUUUACGUGCUGCUGCAAGAGGCAGACAGGAGCAACCUGGGCACCGUUCAACGCAACAUUUUGCGGGCCAUCAGCUCUUUAAGAGCAUUGCGCCUUCUUCGUGUGUUGCGGCUGUGUAAUGGCCUACAAGUCCUUCUGAAAGCUUGUCAAUCCUUUGCAUCUUCGCUGUGUUGGUCAAUGGUGCUACUGCUGAUCUUCAUCAUUGUGGGUGCCCUCGUCAUCGGGAACAUCCUACAGGAUUUCAUUCAAGAUCAGUCGGCGAAUCUGGAAGACAGACAGUGGAUCUGGCAUCACUACGGCACAGCUUAUCGCUCCUGGCUCACCUUGUACGAGGUGACAUUUGCUGGCAGCUGGCCUACAAGAACACGUCCGGUCCUGGACAAGGUAAGCCAGGGCUUUGCCAUUUUUUUUGUACUUUACACAACGGUGAUUGCCUUUGCGCUUAUUCGCAUCAUCACUGCCAUCUUUCUCAAAGACACGCUCGAUGCCGCAAACAAUGACGCCGAACUGCAAAUCAUGGAGAACAUGGCACGGCGGGAAAGGUUCGUGCGCCACUUGCAGGGCAUCUUUCGGGCAAUCGACGACACAGGAGAUGGCAUGAUCACCCAGAAGCGACUGGAAAAAGUCCUCUCCAAUCCGAAGGUGAGGGCAUACUUUCAGACCUUGGACUUGGACAUAACGGAGAGCACGGCACUGUUCCAUUUGCUGGAUGAUGGUGACGGUGAAGUAACGCUUCACGAGUUUAUCUCUGGCAUCCUUCGAUGUAAGGGCCACGCGCGUGCGAUAGACCAGGUGGCUUUGCACACAGACAUCAGGAUGCUGGACAAGAAGGUUUCCAGAUUGGGGGAGGUAUUGCUUUCUUCUUCACCUUCUGGCCGAAAAUCUGAUGUAGUAUCAGCGCGCCAUCUGCGAGACAGCCAUGCAGAACUACUCUGCAUGUUCCGUACCAAGAGCGCCAGCAACGACUUGAUUCUCUGA
Symbiodinium necroappetens is the source of this 1758-nucleotide messenger RNA. The record is from the annotation of a GenBank genome assembly. Lineage: Eukaryota; Dinophyceae; Suessiales; Symbiodiniaceae.